This is a messenger RNA of Zonotrichia leucophrys gambelii, 1656 nucleotides long. It is a transcript of the gene TRIM55, whose product is annotated as tripartite motif containing 55. NCBI's taxonomy places the organism in Eukaryota, Metazoa, Chordata, Aves, Passeriformes, Passerellidae. Gene Ontology annotation, biological process: protein ubiquitination. The record is from RefSeq and is a predicted model, not a curated record. The transcript is spliced from 10 exons. The coding region runs from base 1 to 1656 and encodes 551 amino acids. Gene Ontology annotation, cellular component: cytoplasm. Gene Ontology annotation, molecular function: zinc ion binding; ubiquitin protein ligase activity.
AUGCCCCGGGAAAAGCUAGGGAUGAGCACCUCCCUGAGCUACAAGUCGUUCUCCAAAGAGCAGCAAACUAUGGACAACCUGGAGAAACAGCUGAUCUGCCCCAUCUGUUUGGAGAUGUUCACCAAGCCAGUGGUCAUCCUGCCCUGCCAGCACAACCUCUGUCGGAAAUGUGCCAGUGACAUCUUCCAGGCCUCCAACCCCUACCUGCCGACCAGGGGAGGAACGACUGUGGCGUCGGGGGGCCGCUUCCGCUGCCCCUCCUGCAGGCACGAGGUGGUCCUGGACCGACAUGGCGUCUACGGGCUGCAGAGGAACCUGCUGGUGGAGAACAUCAUCGACAUCUACAAGCAGGAGUCCACAAGACCUGAAAGGAAGUGUGACCAGCCAAUGUGCGAAGAGCAUGAAGAUGAGAGGAUUAAUAUUUAUUGUUUGAACUGUGAAAUGCCCACCUGCUCCUUGUGCAAAAUCUUUGGUGCCCACAAAGACUGUCAGGUUGCUCCUCUCACAAGUGUUUACCAGCAACAGAAGUCUGAGCUGAGUGAUGGCAUUGCAGUCCUGGUGGGGAGCAAUGACAGAAUGCAAGGGAUUGUCACGCAGCUGGAGGAGACCUGCAAGUCAGUUGAGGAAUGCUGCAAACGACAGAAAGAACAGUUGUGUGAAAAAUUUGAUUAUCUCUAUUCUGUACUGGAAGAAAGAAAAAAUGAGAUGACACAAAUAAUCACUAGAACCCAAGAGGAGAAACUGGAACACGUCCGAUCCCUGAUGAAGAAGUAUGCGGAUCACUUGGAAGCUGUCUCAAAACUGGUUGAAUCAGGAAUCCAGUUCAUGGAAGAACCAGAAAUGGCUGUGUUUUUGCAGAAUGCCAAAACAUUGCUACAAAAAAUUACUGAAGCUUCUAAAGGAUUUCAAAUGGAAAAAAUAGAGGAUGGGUAUGAGAAUAUGAACCAAUUCACAGUGAACCUCAGUAGAGAAGAAAAAAUAAUACGAGAAAUUGAUUUUGACAGAGAGGAGGAGGGAGAAGAAGAAGAGGAGGAGACAGAGGAUGGCGAAGGCUUGGGUCAAGUCCACACAGAGUCAUCAGGAGAGGAGGAAGAGGAGGAAGAGGAGGAAGAGGAGGAGGAGGUGGAAGAGGAAGGGUCAGAGGGAGCACCACAGGCACCUCAGCAGGACCCUGAAGCACAGAGUGCAGGGGGAGAGCCCCAGGCUGAACCCACUCCAGCGCCAGUGCUGGCUGCCCCAGCUGGUCAGGAUGUUGUUGUGACACCAAGUGGUUCUCAACAGACUCCCGAGUCUGACACCCAAGUGCCGGCCCCAGCAGAACCCACGGAUCCCCUGUUUUACCCUAGCUGGUAUAAAUCCCAGUCACGGCAACCAAGCAGCCCAAGCUCAAGCCCGGUGAGCGGGCUGGGGAAAGUAGGGACUCCUGUUUCUCUGGAAACAAGUGCAAAGAAGGCAGAAGCCCUGACAGCAGCAACAAUCGAGGAGAGUGCAGCAGGGAGUGGUAAGGAAAGUAAUGCCACUGCAGCGACAUCCAAGACUGGUUCUGAGCCAUACCCUCAAGGACGAGUGGAGGAAGUUCCCGUGAGCAGUGAGAGGGGUGACGAGCCGGCUCGUCAUGUCUUCUCCUUCUCGUGGCUGAACUCCCUGAAUGAGUGA